AUGACAUUAUCAGAACGAUGUCAUCAGCGAAACGAAGAUGGUGUUGCUACCGACCGUCAACUUUCACUCACAGGUUAUCCCGUUCUAAUGCUCGCGUCGCGUUCUCGGGGUGGCACUGAAUAUUUGGGACUGGCGGUAGGUUCUCCAGAUGUUCUCCAGAUGUUGAAACCUGAUUCUGUUGAGACCGAGAGAAGUACGAUUCCUCACCGACAUGAUGGUAUGUCGAACUCCGAAAGGCAGGACCUUUGGAAUGAAAUGUCGAUCUUCCCUGUAAUGGGAAAGAGGCAAGUGGACGUGGCUGUCGAAGAUAUCUGA
Necator americanus (New World hookworm) is the source of this 315-nucleotide messenger RNA. RefSeq lists its product as uncharacterized. Bases 1 to 315 code for a protein of 104 amino acids. Lineage: Eukaryota; Metazoa; Nematoda; Chromadorea; Rhabditida; Ancylostomatidae. The transcript has 2 exons. The record is from RefSeq and is a predicted model, not a curated record.